UCUCUCUCUCUCUAUAUAUAUAUAUACUAUACUUCAUCUCUAAACUGAACAUUCGAAUCGAGAACACGCCGCAGAAGAGACGGUCCUCCAAUUUGAUUCCAUAGAUCCAUCAGGUGCUAGGUUUUUUCUUUCUUUUCUGAUCGUCUUAUCUCGCUCUCCAAUUGGAUGUUAGGUUGAUAGUUCUCUCUAUCUGGAAGAAUCCUAUCAAUUUAUAUAUUGGUAGGGUUCUAUUUGAUUUGAUCAACAAAAAUUGAGAUUUGUGUUUAUUUAUACUCUUAUGUUAUAGUUCAGGGUUGUUGUUGUUGUUGUUAUACUUGUUGCAUUUCUAGAACAAUAGUUAAUGGCAUCUUACAGACCAUUUCCUCCGCCUCCACAAACAAAUUUUGUUCCUCCUCCCCCAAAUCAGAAGAACAGUCUUUCACCAUCUGUACCUAUUGCACCACAGCCUAGAGGAAAUCAUUACCCACAAAAUUGGGCUUAUGGGUCUGGUGGGGAUGCAUCUUAUGCUUCUCAGAAUUACAACCAGGCAAGUGGAAAUCAACCUACUGGUUAUGGAAGUUAUGGUCCUCCUAGAAAUCAGUUACCUCCUCCUCCCCCUCCAACUCAUUCACAACAACAAACACAGUAUCCAUAUCCUAUGCCACCACCACCUCCCCCACCUGAUUCAUCAUACCAACCUCCACCUCCACCUCCUCCAUCAGUUCCUCAAAACUCAGUAUACUAUCAAACUUCUAAUUAUUCUCAAUUUGAUAAUCAAUCAUUACAGCCACCACCACCACCACCUCCUUCAUCUCCUCCCCCGAGUUCUUCAAUCCCUCCACCACCUCCUCCUUCAACAGAACCCCCACCACUUCCACCACCACCACCUUCAUCACUUCCCACUAAUGGAACUAAAGUAGACGGUCAAAGAGGGGUAUCCAGGGAUAGAACAAGUCAUGUCAAUGAAGCUGCUACAGCUAAGAGGCAUAAGUCUUCUCUUCCUCCGAUGCCAGCUAAGAAACCAAGCGGGCCUCCAGGGAGGAUCGAGACCGAGGAAGAAAGAAGGGUGAGGAAAACGAGAGAGAUGGAAAAGCAAAGGCAAGAAGCUAAGCAUAGGCAGCAUUUGAAGGAAUCGCAAAAUGCGGUUCUGCAGAAGACCCAAAUGCUGUCUUCUGGCAUGAGAGGUCAUGGUUCAGUUGCUGGGUCACGGAUGGGUGAGAGGAGGACUACUACAGCACUUUUGGGUGGUGAAAGGACUGAAAACCGCCUAAAAAAGCCUACAACAUUUAUUUGUAAAUUAAAAUUCCGCAAUGAAUUACCAGAGCCAGCUGCACAAUUAAAGCUUAUGUCUUUGAAAAGGGAUAAAGAGAGAUUUACUAAAUACACAAUUACAUCACUGGAGGAGUUGCACAAGCCUCAACUCUAUGUUGAGCCUGAUCUUGGGAUACCUCUUGAUCUUCUUGAUCUUAGCAUAUACAAUCAUCCCAAAGGUGAAAGGUUACAAUUAGAUCCAGAAGACGAAGAGCUAUUACUUGACGACAGCCCAGUAACUCCUUUGAAAAAAGAUGGUAUUCGCAGGAAAGAAAGGCCUACAGAUAAAGGUCUCUCUUGGCUUGUCAAAACACAAUACAUCUCCCCUCUCAGCAUGGAAUCAGCAAAGCAGCCUCUAACUGAGAAACAAGCAAAAGAAUUACGAGACGCACGGGGAAAAAAUAUUCUGGAGAACUUCAAUAGCAGGGAUAGAAAAAUCAAGGGAAUUGAGGCUUCAUUUGAGGCAUGCAAGUCACUUCCUGUUCAUGCAACCAACAAGAAUCUUCAACCUAUUGAAAUACUACCAUUAAUGCCUGAUUUUGAUAGAUACGAUGAUCAGUUUGUCAUGGCAACAUUUGACAGUGCUCCAACUGCUGAUUUAGAAAAUUACAGAAAAUUGGACAAAUCUGUUCGUGAUGAGCUUGAAUCUCGGUCUGUCAUGAAAAGUUAUGUUUCAAAGGGUUCAGGAUCGGAAAAGCCCGAAAGAUGUUUAGCUUUCAUGACGCCAUUAGCUGACGAGCUACACAAAGACAUGUAUGAUGAAGAAGAAGACAUCUCAUAUUCAUGGAUUCGUGAGUACCAAUGGGAUGUACGAGGGGAGGAUGCAGAUGAUCCAACAACAUACUUGGUAGCGUUUGGCGAAUCAGAUGCGCGUUAUGUGCCUCUGCCGACAAAACUGGUCUUAAGGAAAAAGAGGUCAAAAGAAGGGAAGUCAGCUGAAGUAGUAGAACAAUUCUUACCACCUUCAAGCGUCACAAUAAGAAAACGACCAGUUGCUGCUGUCAUUGAAUCGAGGGUCGAAUCAGAGGAUUAUGAAGCAGGAAGAAGUGGUAAAGUCUCAGGUAAGAGCAACACCUCCUUAUCAAGGCGGCAUAAGGUUGGAAGUGGCAGAGACGAAGAUUUGGAUCAUUCAAGUGAGGCAGAAUAUAUGUCUGACUAACCGGAGCACAACCCACCAACCACCACCACCAUAUUAAGGCGGCAGAAGAAGUUGGAUCCUUUUAUUAUUUGAACAAAAACACGGCUUCAUUUGGAAACAAGUCUACCUUGUAGAUAAAGAAGGAUCCUCUUACCAACUUUCAAAUGUGUGGAAGUUAUUUUUUCUGUUAGAUUUCUCUAAAAUUCUCCGGUUUCGGGGAACAUUUGAAAUAGGUUCUGAAAUUUAUUAGCAGUUUGUCAUUCAUAUUUAGAAACAAAAGUCUCUACUAUUUGUGCACAAACAUGAAACAAUUUCCUCUCAUAUAAUUAUUAUGUUCCUACCAACCAUUUCAUAUUAUUUGAUUCA
Impatiens glandulifera is the source of this 2794-nucleotide messenger RNA. RefSeq names its product protein PAF1 homolog. NCBI's taxonomy places the organism in Eukaryota, Viridiplantae, Streptophyta, Magnoliopsida, Ericales, Balsaminaceae. Gene Ontology annotation, biological process: transcription elongation by RNA polymerase II. The transcript is spliced from 12 exons. Gene Ontology annotation, molecular function: RNA polymerase II complex binding; chromatin binding. The coding region runs from base 341 to 2449 and encodes 702 amino acids. The record is from RefSeq and is a predicted model, not a curated record. Gene Ontology annotation, cellular component: Cdc73/Paf1 complex.